GCAUUUUCCUUUUAAUUUGUUCAUAAAGUAAACCCAUGUAUUGUAGUUUUAACUUAAUAUAUUGCAUUAACUCUUUUAUGAAACUGAUUCUUGCAUUUUCUGUUUUAUGAAACUUGCGUGGACAAUAAUGCAGAAAAUCAUAAAUAAUUGCCAACAAAAGGUUGAGAUUUUUUUAUGAGAGUGAAUUGCUAGGUUGAUAGAAUAGCCUACGGACAACAAUAGUUUCCACAAAAUUGUUUUAUUCAAUACCUCAAAAUCAAGUGCUGUACUGUGAACAUAAACUAGGGGGCGCCUUAGGCCUUUUAUAGGAACUACCCUAAGUACCCAAUCUGGCAUCUUAACUGAAAUAAUAAUAUAUGAAUCUUUUAUACCAUUCUUACCAUUUGAAUAUCAGUCAAUUUGGGGGAAUUUAGUUUUUUUCUUUGCAGUAUGCUUUUAUUGAAGUAUUACUUAAAAUGUUGCUUCAUGCAUGGGGGAAUGCAGGCUUCUGGAAGAAAGUAAAAGUAUGUCCAAGUAAAAUAAUACUCCAAGGUACUUCCCUUUAAUAGGACCCAUCCUGUGUUUUAAGGUCCAGACUCUUAUCUGUCCCUCUUUGGUUAAUGACAGACGGAGAGGGUCUGUCUCCUCAAUCCUCUCUUCAGUGCCUCAGUGUCAGACUGUAGGAAUCAUUCCAAGGCUCAUAGAGGCUGCAUCCCUGCAGGAGAAGCUUCAGUCAGAACCUUCCCAAGGUCUGCCUGGCCAUGGUCAGACUAACAUGUCUGCUGUCUGGAAAUACCUUUCAAUGCCACUGAAAUGCAAGAUAAUAGAGUGUAUAGGCGUGUGGGCAGUCCGAGGGUGACGAUGACUGCCAACAAAAGUUCCAAGGCUGCAACCCGAGCAAGAGGGGCUAAUGUGCCCCGGGACAUCCCCGACAGGUGCCAGUCUGCGUCCCCACCCCCCAUUCUUUCUGCCACACAGGGGCGGUACCACACCCCGCUCAGCGACAGCGAGGACAACAGGCAGCACGUCAGAUACGUCAAAACAGACGGCAGACUCUUGGGCCGGGCCGGCUGGAGCAGCAAGACCGCUAGCCUCUGUAGUGGAGCCUCCCUAUCCUGUGACUUACUGUCCCAGAGCCGACUUACCAAGUCGAAGAGCAUUAGCUGCUUGGACAACAAGCUCUCCAUCUACAAGCCCUCUGGUGGGGCUCAGGUGUGUCAGGAGGCCCAGGGGGGCCAGGAGGAGCAGAAAGAGAACCAGAAACAGGAGGACUUUCCUGGGGGGGGUGGACUGAGUGGUGGUCCACUGAGCUGGAGCACCCUCUCCUUGGGACCUUCAUCCAACCACAGCCACAAGCGCACCCUCUCUCUCAGCCGCCCUGUGUCAGGGGCAUCCUCUGUGGCCAUCCGUAAGAAGAUCUCAGAAUGGGAGUGCAGGAGGGUGGCUCUGCCUAGGAUGAGCCUGUGUCUGGAGAAGAGGCCUGUAGGUGAGCGUGUGGGUGGCAGCGAGGGCUGCCCCAGCCUCCUCUCCUCACCUUGCAGUGAGAAGACCUUUGACUUCAAGAGCAUCCGGAGGAUGAGUAAAGCUUUCUCCGAGUGCUCCUAUCCAGAGACAGAGGAAGAGGAGGCAGCCUCAGACCGUGAGUGUCUGGGCCGCUUCCAGAAGAGGCCAGGAAAGACCGACUCCUCUGCGUUAUUCCUGAGCUCCCUGUCUACUCGGAAGGAAACGUCUGCUGUACUCAAUCGGAUACAAAAGAUUGAGAAGGUGCUGAAGGAGAGCCCCAGCCAGCCACCCCGGUAUCUUAGUAACUGCUAUGCACCAGACAAAACGAGACAGAAGUGUGUUAUGAUAGGUGGGGUCGAGGACUUGGACAGUAGGGGCACCAGUAAACGCAGCAGUAUAUGUUCCGUGGUCACAGAACCAGACGCCCUGCCGGCCUCUGAUAAACUCUCCAGACAGAGGUUUAGUGUGAGCUCAACCCGGUCAGAGACCGAGAGCCCAGAGCCCCCCUGUCAACAGACACCGGAGGGCAUGCCAGUCAACCCCCUGCCCAAACCUAAACGCACCUUUGAGUACGACGCCAACCACAAGGGCACGUCGCCAAGCAACGGACUACCUCCUUGCAGUGCUUCUGAGGAGUCACCACCCCUGCUGCCCACCACCCCCGCACCCAACAUGACGCAAAAUCUGACGAAGGACUGGGGCUCCCCCAAGAGACUCCAGGACAGGGAGUCAUGUGAGUUGGAGGAUGCUGCCAGCCUGGCCUCCUCGUACCCGUCCUCUCACACAGAGAAUGGCACUGUUUCCACAGAGACCCGCAGCAGCAGCCGGCCCAGCUCCAAAAGCACUUUAGAGGAGAACGCCUAUGAGGACAUAGUGGAGAAGGAGAACCCGUACGAGGACGUGGACCCGAAGAGGAGGAGUUUGGGUCGGAAGAACCGCUUGGUACCGGAAAGCAACCGGACCUGGACCUCCCAGAAACUCAACUCACCUCCUCAGCUGCCCUCUAAGCCCAGUAGCCAGUCCCUGUGCCUCUCUGGUCCUACAGACAAGAAGAGUCACCGGGCGUCCCGCCUGUCCAAGCGACACAGCCAUGAUGACAUGCUGCUGCUGCCGCCCCAGCUGGGGGUCUCUCCCUCCUCCUGCUGCCUGCUGGAUGACAGCCUGAGCAGCGCCAGCGACACCCUGGCCUCCCGUAGGCACCGGAGGAUCCCCAAGAUGGUCCAGAGAAUCAACUCCAUUUACUCUACCAAGAGAGGGAAGAAGAGGCUGAAGAAGCUGUCCUUGUCUAAUAUUGAGACGGCAUCUCUGAGAGAUGACAACAGCGAGAGUGAGAGCGAUUCUGAUGACAGGUUCAAAGCCCACACCCAGAGGCUGCUGAAGCUGCAGUCAAUGCUGAGGAGGGCCCCUAGCUACCGCACACUGGAGCUGCAGCUGAUUGAGUGGCAGGAGAGGGAGCUGUUUGAGUACUUUGUGGUGGUGUCCCUCAAGAAAAAGCCCACCAAGAACUCCUUCUCUCCCGAAGUCAGCUACCAGUUCCCCAAGCUAGAGAGGCCCACCAAGCUGAUGAGGGAGGCAGAGCAGAGACUCAAAGCCAUCCCCCAGUUCUGCUUUCCAGAUGCCAAGGACUGGACCCCAGUGUCUGAAUACAGCAGUGAGACCUUCUCGUUCAUGUUGACUGGAGAGGAUGGCAGCAGGAGGUUUGGGUACUGCAGGCGUCUGCUGCCGAGUGGGAAAGGGCCUCGCCUUCCUGAGGUGUACUGCGUCAUCAGCCGACUGGGCUGUUUCCACCUGUUCUCCAAGAUCCUGGAUGAGGUGGAGAGGCGGAGGGGGAUCUCUGCAGCCCUGGUCUACCCCUUCAUGAGGAGUCUGAUGGAGUCACCCUUCCCAGCGCCAGGGAAGACCAUCAAAGUCAAGACCUUCCUGCCUGGAGCAGGGAAUGAGGUCAUUGAGCUGAGGCGGCCCAUGGACUCCAGACUGGAGCAUGUAGACUUUGACAGUCUCUUCAGCUGCCUGAGCGUGCGUCAGGUGGUGCAGGUCUUCGCCUCCCUGCUGCUGGAGCGCAGAGUCAUCUUUGUGGCUGAUAAACUCAGUACCCUGUCCAGCUGUAUGCACGCGGUGGUGGCUCUGCUCUAUCCCUUCUCCUGGCAGCACACCUUCAUCCCCGUCCUGCCUGCCUCCAUGGUGGACAUCGUCUGCUGCCCCACGCCCUUCCUGGUGGGGCUCCUGUCCAGCUCUCUGCCCAAACUCAAAGACCUGCCUGUGGAAGAGGCUUUGAUGGUGGACUUGGGAACUGACCGCUUUCUCAGACAGAUGGAUGAUGAGGCCUCGCUGUUGCCACGGAAACUCCAGUCUGCUCUUGAGCUAGCUCUGGAGCAGAGGAAUGACAUCAUCAAUCAGGACUCUGACAGCGAGUCAGACGAAGAGUGUAACUCCUUGAACAGCCUGGUGUCAGAGGCCUUCAUCCGUUUCUUUCUGGAAACCAUUGGCCACUACUCCCUGUUCCUCACCCAGAGCGAGCGAGGAGAACGCAUUUUCCAGCGCGAGGCCUUCCGCAAGUCUGUGGCCUCCAAGAGCAUCCGUCGCUUCCUGGGGGUCUUCAUGGAGUCCCAAAUGUUUGCUGGGUUCAUCCAAGACCGGGAGCUGCGGAAAUGCCGGGCCAAAGGACUCUUUGAGCAGAGGGUGGAGCAGUACCUGGAAGAGCUACCAGACACAGAGCAGAGUGGAGUGAACAAGUUCCUCAAAGGGCUAGGAAGUAAAAUGAAGUUUCUUCACAAAAAGAACUGAGGAAACCUGCUACUUAAUAACCAAAUACCGGAGCAUGAAAGCUUGUUCUACUGCAAACAGAAGAUCUGAUACACCCAAAACCCUGUAUUUUAUUGACUUGUUCACUUGUUUGUCUAUCAGAAACAUCAAUGAAAUGUCAAAAUGUUGUACAUAUUUCACUGUAAACUGGCUGUGAUACCCUCCAAUGUAGCUUGAUUGUUAGGUGUCUGGUACCUUUUGUGAGGUUAGUUACAGUAGGACGGUACAGAGUGAAUGUGCCUUUGUUUCUGAUUAACCACUGACAUUAAAGCAUGCUUGAGAAGAACAUGAUCAGACUGAGUGAGUGAAUGCAAGCUGAUGUAUGGUGGCUGUACAGUUACUAUGUUUUGUAGUUUAGAUCAUCGUUGUCCUGUCUUUUUGCUGAAUGAGAGCUGUAAAUUCCACACCUGGUUGGGAGGAUUUGUACAUGCAUUAACACAUGAAGAAAAUGAUUGUAAAUGUUUAAAACAUGGAUUGCUUUGUAAAAUUCAGUAAUUAAACAGACUUCAAAUGA
Molecule: messenger RNA, 4798 nt
Organism: Oncorhynchus mykiss (rainbow trout)
Lineage: Eukaryota; Metazoa; Chordata; Actinopteri; Salmoniformes; Salmonidae
Product: DENN domain containing 2B
Biological process (GO): positive regulation of ERK1 and ERK2 cascade
Source: RefSeq, a predicted model, not a curated record